Homo sapiens (human) is the source of this 3171-nucleotide messenger RNA. RefSeq names its product poly(rC) binding protein 2 (gene PCBP2). The coding region runs from base 351 to 1451 and encodes 366 amino acids. NCBI's taxonomy places the organism in Eukaryota, Metazoa, Chordata, Mammalia, Primates, Hominidae. The transcript is spliced from 15 exons. Gene Ontology annotation, molecular function: nucleic acid binding; RNA binding; DNA binding. Gene Ontology annotation, biological process: viral RNA genome replication. The record is from RefSeq and is marked reviewed. Gene Ontology annotation, cellular component: cytoplasm; nucleus.
CCCAGACCAGCAGAGGCAGCAGCCGGAGCAGCCGCAGCCUGCGCCCUCUCCCGCCCGCCCGCCCUCCGCCCGCCCGCCCGCCCUCCGCCGCCCUCCACCCGCCCCGGGGUCUCUUUCCCCCUUCCUCCUCCUCCUCCUCCACCCCCCCUUCCUCCUCCGCCCGCCCGCGGGGCCCCCCUCGCCUUCCCGCCCGCCCCUAUUGUUCCGCCCCCGGCCUCCCGCCCUUCCCCUUCCCGCCCGCUCCCCUUUUCCCCUCAGUCGCCUCGCGCCUGCAGUUUUUGGCUUUCACCCCCAACCAGUGACCAAAGACUUGACCACUCAAAGUCCAGCUCCCCAGAACACUGCUCGACAUGGACACCGGUGUGAUUGAAGGUGGAUUAAAUGUCACUCUCACCAUCCGGCUACUUAUGCAUGGAAAGGAAGUUGGCAGUAUCAUCGGAAAGAAAGGAGAAUCAGUUAAGAAGAUGCGCGAGGAGAGUGGUGCACGUAUCAACAUCUCAGAAGGGAAUUGUCCUGAGAGAAUUAUCACUUUGGCUGGACCCACUAAUGCCAUCUUCAAAGCCUUUGCUAUGAUCAUUGACAAACUGGAAGAGGACAUAAGCAGCUCUAUGACCAAUAGCACAGCUGCCAGUAGACCCCCGGUCACCCUGAGGCUGGUGGUCCCUGCUAGUCAGUGUGGCUCUCUCAUUGGAAAAGGUGGAUGCAAGAUCAAGGAAAUACGAGAGAGUACAGGGGCUCAGGUCCAGGUGGCAGGGGAUAUGCUACCCAACUCAACUGAGCGGGCCAUCACUAUUGCUGGCAUUCCACAAUCCAUCAUUGAGUGUGUCAAACAGAUCUGCGUGGUCAUGUUGGAGACUCUCUCCCAGUCCCCCCCGAAGGGCGUGACCAUCCCGUACCGGCCCAAGCCGUCCAGCUCUCCGGUCAUCUUUGCAGGUGGUCAGGACAGGUACAGCACAGGCAGCGACAGUGCGAGCUUUCCCCACACCACCCCGUCCAUGUGCCUCAACCCUGACCUGGAGGGACCACCUCUAGAGGCCUAUACCAUUCAAGGACAGUAUGCCAUUCCACAGCCAGAUUUGACCAAGCUGCACCAGUUGGCAAUGCAACAGUCUCAUUUUCCCAUGACGCAUGGCAACACCGGAUUCAGUGGCAUUGAAUCCAGCUCUCCAGAGGUGAAAGGCUAUUGGGCAGGUUUGGAUGCAUCUGCUCAGACUACUUCUCAUGAACUCACCAUUCCAAACGAUUUGAUUGGCUGCAUAAUCGGGCGUCAAGGCGCCAAAAUCAAUGAGAUCCGUCAGAUGUCUGGGGCGCAGAUCAAAAUUGCGAACCCAGUGGAAGGAUCUACUGAUAGGCAGGUUACCAUCACUGGAUCUGCUGCCAGCAUUAGCCUGGCUCAAUAUCUAAUCAAUGUCAGGCUUUCCUCGGAGACGGGUGGCAUGGGGAGCAGCUAGAACAAUGCAGAUUCAUCCAUAAUCCCUUUCUGCUGUUCACCACCACCCAUGAUCCAUCUGUGUAGUUUCUGAACAGUCAGCGAUUCCAGGUUUUAAAUAGUUUGUAAAUUUUCAGUUUCUACACACUUUAUCAUCCACUCGUGAUUUUUUAAUUAAAGCGUUUUAAUUCCUUUCUCUGUUCAGCUGUUGAUGCUGAGAUCCAUAUUUAGUUUUAUAAGCUUCUCCCUGGUUUUUUUUUUUUGGCUCAUGAAUUUUUCUGUUUGUCAUGGAAAUGUAAGAGUGGAAUAUUAAUACAUUUCAGUUUAGUUCUGUAAUGUCAGGAAUUUUUCAAAAAAAUUAAAAGAUGGACUGGAGCUUUUUCUUUGUGAAUAGAAACUGGAUGCCACAGUGAUUCAUGUGGGUUUUAUUCCUCUUGUCUUGCUGUUAUUUUUGUACCUUUUAUCCCUCAAAGGACCCUUCUUGGGUUUUGAAUGGAAGCCUUUAUUCCGGUUAAGAUGUUUUCUUCUAUUUUACCACUUCCAUCUUUUUUUGUGGCCCUCGAUCCUAUUUUUCCCUGACUCCAUGCUUGGUUGGCCCUUAUAAAACUUGUGCCCAAAAGAUUGAGGAUUAGACUUUCCGAGGACUUACCUGUCCUAGGGGAGUAGGCAAGCACUUCCACUAGGGAGGGGGUGGGGGAAAGGAAUGACACAUGACAUACAUGGCAUACACAUUAAGCAGUUGAUCAUAUGUCUGACUGGGUUCCAGUUUCUUGGGAAUGUUGGUCCCCUUGUUCAGGCUUGCAUAUUUUAAACUAAAAAUUUCAGUCUAUUGUUUUUAGUAACUUCAUUUAUAGUCCUCCAUAACAAGUUAGAAGGAUGUAUCUGCUACCAUUUAUUCCUAUAAUUUUAGAAAGUUGGGGCUUGACAUUAUACUCAUUUAGUGAGAGUAGAUGCAAAAAAGUGGAGGGGCAGGAGAACUUCUCCAGACACCUCAGAUAAAGUCCGGAGCCCAAGGCUUUAUCUUAACCAUGUAUGGUACCCCAUUCAUUCAUCAAGAAAACCCUCAACAGCUGGGCCUGCAUGGAGUGUUAUAUUUCAAGGUUUUUCACAGGGGUUACAGUAGGACAGUCCCCACCCCAAUCAGGCACCAGGAUAAAAGCAGGGACUUAAACAGCACCCCGGUUCUUCAGCCUGAGCCAUCACAUGCUAUCAGUCUCCUAACCUCCCCCUGGGCCUUAAGACAGGGCUUGGGCAGAGAAGAUAAAUGGUGGGACAAAAAAAUGAGUUACAUUGCCACCUGAGAAACCUCAGAGGGGAGGACCCAGCCUUAGCCUCCCUCCUCCCAAGUGCAAAAUGUGUAAACAGAGUAAACGGAACAGAAAAGUGCAGUCUAAGUGGUUUUCUCUCCUGCCCCUCCCACCGCCCCUCCCCCCACCCCCUAUUAUUUGGGGAUAAAGAAUAUAAAGACAACCCUGGCUUUUCUAUUGCCUUGUUGCUUGCUGAAUAUAAGGAAUGGGGUGGGGCAGGAAGGGGCUUGCCCUUAGCCACAGCUCUACGGCUGUGCCUCAUUCAUUUCCACAGCUGCCAGUGUCCCUAGAGUUUAUCAGGUGAAUUGGUCAGGGGAUCAGUCUCCCUCGAGCCUGACUUACGGCUGGGACAGCCCCAUCUUUCUGUUGAUUAUGUGGCGCAUAUAUAUAUAUAUAUGUAUAUAUAUAUAAUUUAUAUAAAUAUUUCUCUAUGUA